Messenger RNA from Teleopsis dalmanni, 1431 nucleotides. It is a transcript of the gene DIP-theta, whose product is annotated as neurotrimin. The transcript is spliced from 10 exons. The record is from RefSeq and is a predicted model, not a curated record. Gene Ontology annotation, cellular component: neuron projection. Lineage: Eukaryota; Metazoa; Arthropoda; Insecta; Diptera; Diopsidae. Bases 1 to 1356 code for a protein of 451 amino acids.
AUGCAAAAUCACGAGGAGCUACUGGAGGAUAUACGAGAUGAUACAUCGGUUAACAUAAUACCAGAAAAGGAUUUGCCCAAGUUCGGUGCACCUCUGCAGAAUGUCACUAUACCAGUGGGACGUGAAGCGGUACUGCAGUGCGUUGUCGAUAAUUUACAAACUUAUAAGAUUGCGUGGUUACGUGUCGAUACGCAAACUAUUUUAACGAUACAAAAUCACGUAAUAACCAAAAACCAUCGAAUGAGCAUAACUCACGCUGAAAAACGUGCCUGGAUAUUGAGGAUUCGUGAUGUUAAGGAAUCGGAUAAGGGCUGGUAUAUGUGUCAGAUAAAUACGGAUCCAAUGAAGAGCCAAGUUGGAUAUUUGGAUGUUGUUGUUCCACCUGAUAUACUAGAUUAUCCAACCAGUACCGAUAUGGUGGAGCGCGAAGGUUCCAAUGUAACAUUGAAGUGUGCUGCUACUGGAUCACCGACACCAACGAUAACAUGGCGACGUGAGGGUGGCGAGCCGAUUCCGAUGCCAAACGGUUCAGAAGUUAUCAGCUACAAUGGAUCCUAUUUGACUAUAUCGAAAGUGAAUCGAUUGAAUAUGGGCGCAUAUCUCUGCAUCGCAUCGAACGGCAUACCACCGACGGUCAGCAAGCGUGUCAUGCUUGUUGUACACUUUCCACCCAUGAUUUGGAUACAAAAUCAAUUAGUUGGUGCGGCAAUUGGCCAGAAUAUUACAUUGGAAUGUCAAUCGGAAGCGUAUCCUAAAUCCAUCAACUAUUGGACUAAAAAUGACACCAUCAUUGUGCCAGGUGAACGAUUUGUGCCGGAGAACUAUGAGAACGGCUAUAAAAUUACAAUGCGAUUGACCAUAAACGAUGUUGACAUACAUGAUUUCGGUUCAUACCGCUGUGUGGCAAAGAAUUCACUUGGGGACACAGACGGAGCAAUUAAACUUUAUCAUAUACCACAAACAACGACCGUCACAACAGUUGCACCCACGGUCGCCCUGAACACGGUGCCAAUGGUCAUUGUCAAAUACAACAAAGAACAACGUUUUAACAAUAAAGUGCAUCGUACAAAGUCAAAAGCGGAAAUUCCGCCAUCAUCACUGAAUAAUGUAUUUGUUGGCGCUACAUCGAGCUUAUGGAACUCGCAGGACCAUUCAACGGGGAGGGACCAUCAUCAAACACCUGACCACAGCAACUAUCGCAGCGAUUCGAAAUCGCCAAUCAAGCAUGAUGCAGACUCAUUAACGGAUGACAACGAAACCAUGCAAGGAGGAGGCGUCUCUCUCUCAUACUCAAUUCCAGUCUUGCAAUGGUACCUUGGAGUUUCAUUAUUUGUAGCAUAUUUCACGCAAGUGUAGCAAUUAGACUAAGCAAGAUUAUAUUUGUUAGUGAGAAUCAACUAAAAAGUUAUGAAACCAGUAAACAGAACUACU